This is a messenger RNA of Scleropages formosus (Asian bonytongue), 13407 nucleotides long. It is a transcript of the gene dnah9l, whose product is annotated as dynein, axonemal, heavy polypeptide 9 like. Gene Ontology annotation, biological process: microtubule-based movement. NCBI's taxonomy places the organism in Eukaryota, Metazoa, Chordata, Actinopteri, Osteoglossiformes, Osteoglossidae. Gene Ontology annotation, molecular function: minus-end-directed microtubule motor activity; dynein light intermediate chain binding; dynein intermediate chain binding. Gene Ontology annotation, cellular component: dynein complex. The transcript has 82 exons. The coding region runs from base 1 to 13407 and encodes 4468 amino acids. The record is from RefSeq and is a predicted model, not a curated record.
AUGACGGAGGGUGCCGUGCGCGUCUCCCUAGACCCGCAGAAGGCCGUGGCGGACGAGCGCGUCGAUUUCAUCCGUGAGCAGGCCUUCACCUGCCUGCGCCUCAAGACCGAUAAGUGGAAUCGCUUCAUCGGCACCGAGGAGAACCUGAAGCUUCUGCUGGAAUUCCUAGAUAAAGGCUGCCCCGACCGUCUGAUCCUCCUCACUGGCCCGGGAGGCACACUGCACGCUGGAGAUGGACAAACUCCGGCUCCUUGGAAAACCAAGCGGCUGUGCAUUUUGAAAAAGAGGAAUGCCGAAGUAUCCACGUCCAGCUUCCGGAAAGAUCUAUGGCUGGGGGAAGUGUCAGGGCAGCCCCUGGAACAGGUCCAGGUCCUUGUAUCCCAGGUGCUGGUCUCCAUCCUGACCAACAGGAGCAACCACGGUAGCUGGCCCAGGGUGGUCUCUGAGGACAUCUGCAAGCAUGUGGAGAAGCUCAAGGCUCGCAUGGUGACUCUGAGGGGCCAGGCGGAGGGCAGGACUUUGCUGCCGCUGCCCCUCUGCGUGGAAAGGUCGGAGGAAGAGGAGGACAUCCUGCUCAGUGUUGAUCGGGCACUUGUGUACUCCAUCGAAACCAUGGUCAUCCAAUGGACCCAGCAGAUCUGGGAUGUGCUGAAGAAGGACUCCAGGCAGUCCCUGCUGCAAGGGGACAAUCCAGGCCCCUCGGUGGAAAUCGAUUUCUGGCUCAGGCAGCGGGACAAUCUACUGGGAAUCCGAGCACAGAUUCAGAAUCCUAAAGUGGAAAAGAUAAUAGAGAUUCUCAAGAGAAUCAACAGCAGUUACUACCCAACCUUCAGUGACAUCAUUCUGAAGAUGAACCAAGCGGUCCUGGAGGCAGAGGACAUUGAGCUGCACCUGCGGCCCCUAAAAAGGCAGAUUGCUCACCUGGAGGACAGCAGCUUCAUCCACAUGGAGGCGCUGGUCGGCCCGCUGUUCCACACCCUGUGCCUCAUUUGGAGUCGCUCCCGGUGGUACUGCGUGCCAGCUCGAAUGAUGGUGUUGCUUCAGGAGUUGUGCAACCUGUUCUUGGAGAAGGCCUUUGGGUACCUCAUUCCGGAGGAGCUUUUUAAGAUGGAGCUGGAGGAGGGGCUCGAGAGGGUUCAGCAGACCAUCCACGUCCUCAACAGCUUCAAGCGCAGCUUCCAUUUGCACAGGGAGAAGAUAGGUCAAUACUACAAGGAGGGUGAGCAAGUCAAACCCUGGGAUUUCCCCAUUAAUGUCGUCUUCAAGAGGACUGACUGCAUUCUGGAGAGACUCCUGAUGAUAGAGGAGCUCUUUGCAUCUGCUCUGGACUUCUUGAAGCUGGAGAAGGUGGAAUUAGGAGGUUCUCGGGGGAAGAUUCUCAGUGAGAUGGUGUACAGUAUGAAUGAGGAGUUCCACGACAGCUGGAGAACACUGCGGGAGAGCAAGUACAACCCCCUGGACUACGCAAAGAAGGACUUUCUUGCUGAUUACACCCGUCUCAUGGAGCAAAACAGGGACUUUGAUCAACGUCUGGGCUCCGUACUCAACCUGGCCUUUCAACAUUCAAGAGGGCUGGAGUCUGCCUUUAAGCUCCUGCAGAUGUUCGGGACCCUUUUGGAGAGGCCGGGGAUCAACAGGCUCUUCGCCCCCAACUACACGGUCCUUCUGAAUAUGUUUGAGGACGAGAUGAACCACUGUCAGCUGGUACUUGACAGGCAGAAGGAGAAACUGCAAAAUAGGUCUGCAUUUCUUAGCAAGAACCUGCCUGUGGUAGCAGGAAACCUGAAGUGGUCACAGGAGCUACGGGACAGGAUCUUGACCAACCGCAGCAACCUUCACCACCUUAGUCAUGCGCCCAUGGGGACCAAUGAGGCAGAACAAGUGCUGAUGAAAUGUGAGAAGAUUCUGGAGUUGCUAGAACAAUAUGAUGAGGAUAUCUACUCGUCCUGGACAGAGGGUCUAGAGGAGCUGUGUCACACUCAUUUGCAGCAGCCUCUCCUGAUCCUUAACCAGGAAUCAGGUCUCCUUGAGGUCAACUUCAACCCAGCACUGACUUCAGUGCUACGAGAGGUAAAGUACCUGGGAAUGCUGAAUUAUGACAACAUACCAAAGGCCGCCCUCAACCUCUUCUCCAAAAGAGAAAAUCUCCAACUGUACGUGCAGACCCUGUCCCUGGUCAUGCACUUGUACAACAGACUUCACAGUACCAUCCUAGAUGUGGAGCUGGGCCUGGUUAAAGAAGAGCUGAGGGAGACCAGUGAACAGAUCCGACCAUCGCUUGAAACUCUUGUCUGGACCCAGGAAGACCUGUGGAACUAUAUUCGGCAGUGCCGUGACCUGGUUCAAGGUGUGGACAGCCGGGUUCAGAAGAGUAAAGCCAACGUGGAAGCCAUCCGUGAGCUGCUGGGAGGUUUCUGCCACGCGCCAUUCGGCAGCCGAAAGAGCAGUGGCCUGCUGACCAUCAGCUCUGUGGAACAGAGCAUCCACAAGCAUUACACCCUCAUCACUGUAACUGGGGAGAAGAUACACCAGCUUGUUCAGGAGAACGAGGUGCUCCUCCGUGCUGACCCAGAAUCUCCCGAGUGGCGGACGUAUGUGGAAUACAUUGACAGCAUGGUGCUGCAGGGCUUUGUCAGUGCAGUCCGCUCCUCCUUGCAGUACUUCAUAGAGAACAUGGAUCCGACCCUUACAAUCACACCGCUCUUUGAGAUUCAACUCAUCCUCACUGGCAGUGACCUUAUCUUCAGCCCCCCCCUGGAUCUCACCAAGAAGAAUAAUUUCUGUGACACAAUUGAUAAGAUGGUGGGCAAUAUAUUUAAAAUGGCCUCCUUCAUACAAAGGGUAGCAAAACAUAAAGUGGAGUCAUACCAGUCAGACAUCGAUCAGGCGGUGGAGCUGGUGGAACUCUCCCAGGUCAUCAGGGGCCGCACAAGAAGCGCUGCUGCCAAGGCAAAGGAGUUCCUGAGCUCAUUUGCCGGCUAUCGCUACCUGUGGACAGAGGAUCGCACAGAAUUCAUGAGGCAGUUCCUACUGUACGGCCACGUGCUGAGUGCAGAGGAGGCAGAGCUCUAUGCAGACUAUGAGCUGGCUAAGAAUCCACCAAAACUGGAGAACUUCAAGGAACAGAUCAGCAUUUUUGAGUCAUUGUACGUCAAGGUCAGUAAGUUUGAGGACAGGAAAAUCUUUUCUGGCUGGUGCCAAGUCGACAUCAAGCCGUUUAAAGUGUCGCUGAUGAACGUCAUCAAAAAGUGGAGUUGGAUGUUCAAGGAGCACCUGCUGAAUCACGUCAAUAACAGUGUGCAGGAUCUGGCAAAUUUUAUUCAAGUCACAGACCAAGGUCUUUCCAAGAAGGUGGCUGACGGAGACUAUGCAGGUCUGGUGAACAUAAUGGGACACCUCAUGGCGAUGCGGGACAGACAGAUAACAACUGACCAGCACUUCAGACCUCUCAAGUCAACUGCAGACCUUCUCAAAAGCUAUGGGCAGCAGGUUCCAGAGCAGGUCUUGAUCCAGCUGGAGGAGCUCCCAGAGAAGUGGAAGAAUUUGAAGAAGGUUGCCUUCACAGUGAAGCACGAGGUCGCGCCGCUGCAGUCCAAUGAGGUGUCCGUUAUCAGGAGGAAGUGUGCGCGGUUCGAGAUCAAGCAGCAUGAGUUCAGAGAACAGUUCCGCAAAGAAAUUAUCUUUAAGACUGGCAUUGAUGAGCCUUAUAAGCUCAUAGAUAAGGCAAACGUGGCCGUGGCUCAGCUGGAGGACGAAAUGAAGCAACUGCAGGAUACAGCAGACUUGUUCGAAGUCAGCUUCCCUGACUACAAACAGCUACGGCAGUGUCGCUCAGACCUAGUCCUUGUCAAAUGUGUGUGGGACCUAGUCAUCUUCAUCAAGACCAGUAUUAAAGACUGGAAAAAGACCCCAUGGAAAGAAAUUAACAUUGAGCAAAUGGAUAUGGAACUAAGGAGGUUUGCUAAGGAGAUUAAGAUGUUGGACAAAGAGGUGCGCACCUGGGAUGUGUACUCAGGCCUGGAGUCCACGGUGAAGAACCUCUUAACAUCACUGAGGGCUGUCAAUGAGCUCCAGAACUUGGCAGUGCGCGAAAGGCACUGGCAGCAGCUUAUGGCUACCACUGGGGUCUGUUUUGUCAUGGAUGAAAACACUAUCCUGGGAGACCUGCUGGAGCUGCAGCUUCACAGGUUUGAGGACGAAGUGAAGAACAUUGUUGACAAGGCUGUGAAGGAGAUGGCCAUUGAGAAGGUGCUAGCAGAGAUUCACCAAACGUGGAGUGUGAUGAACUUCUCCUACGAGGUGCAUCACAGCACAGAAACACCACUUCUUAAGUCUGAUGAGAAUCUGAUUGAUCUGUUGGAAGACAAUCAGGUACAGCUGCAGAACAUUCUGAUGAGCAAGCAUGUAGAGUACUUCCUGGUGGAGGUGAGCACAUGGCAGAAGAAGCUGAUGGUAGCUGAUCUGGUCAUUUCCAUUUGGAUGGGUGUGCAGCGCACCUGGGCACACCUCCAGAGCAUCUUCACCAACUCAGAGGACAUCCGCAGCCAACUGGCACAGGACGCCCAGAGGUUUGAAGGGAUCCACCUUGACUUUCAGAAUUUAAUGGCAACUGUGGUCCAAACCAAAAAUGUUAUUGAGGUCACCAAUCUGCCAGGUUUUUUGGAGAAAUUAGAGGCACUGCAACAAAGGUUGUCUGUGUGUGAGAAGGCCUUGGCAGAGUACCUGGAGACCAAGAGGCUGACGUUCCCACGCUUUUAUUUUGUCUCAGGUGCUGAUUUGCUGGAAAUUAUUUCCAAGGGAACCCAGCCUAAACAGGUCACCAGGCAUUUACUUAAACUCUUCGACAAUCUUGCUGAUCUGAAGUUCAAGGAGGUGGAUGAGACAGAGGAGGAUGAGAAAGUGGCAGCAAUGGGCAUGUACAGUCGAGAAGGGGAAUACGUGCCCUUUUCCGAACCCUGUAUUUGCGAGGGCCAGGCUGAGUGUUGGCUAAGCAGCUUGGAGACCACCAUGAGGCACACUGUCAGGCAGGAGAUUAUGGAGGCCGUGGCAGCCUAUGAGGACAAGCCACGUGACCAGUGGCUCUUCGAUUAUCCUGCUCAGGUGGCUCUCGCCGGAAGCCAGAUUUGGUGGGCCACCGACGUAGGCAUCGCCUUUGAGCGAGUGGAAGAGGGCUUUGAGAGUGCCCUUAAGGACUACAACCGGAAGCAGGUUGCCCAGCUGCACGCACUCAUACAUAUGCUCCUGGGGGAGCUCAGUCCUGGAGAUCGCCAAAAGAUCAUGACAAUCUGCACCAUCGAUGUCCAUGCUAGAGAUGUGGUGGCCAAGCUCAUCGCUCAGAAGGUCACCAAUGGUCAGGCCUUUGCCUGGCUCUCACAGCUAAGGCACCGCUGGGACGAGGAGAAGCAACACUGCUAUGUCAACAUUUGUGACGCCCAGUUCCAGUUCUCCUAUGAAUACUUGGGUAACACACACAGGCUGGUCAUCACACCACUCACAGACAGGUGUUACAUCACCUUGACACAAUCUCUGCACCUCACAAUGAGUGGUGCCCCUUCAGGCCCAGCAGGCACAGGCAAGACGGAAACCACCAAGGAUCUGGGUCGCUCCCUUGGCAUCAUGGUCUAUGUGUUCAACUGCUCUGAGCAGAUGGAUUACAAGUCUAUUGGGAACAUUUAUAAAGGGCUUGCUCAGACAGGAGUGUGGGGUUGCUUCGAUGAGUUCAACCGUAUAUCUGUGGAAGUGCUUUCUGUAGUUGCCGUCCAGGUCAAAACCAUACAAGAUGCCAUCCGGAAUAAGAGGAAAAGGUUCCUUUUUCUUGGGGAGGAGAUAGAAUUGAAGCCCACUGUGGGCAUUUUCAUAACUCUGAACCCGGAAUAUGCUGGGAGAACAGAGCUCCCUGAGAAUCUGAAAGCUCUGUUCAGACCAUGUGCAAUGGUGAUCCCGGACUUCGAACUCAUUUGUGAGAUCAUGUUGGUUGCUGAGGGUUUCACUGAGGCCAGACUGUUGGCACGCAAGUUCAUUAGCCUAUAUACCCUGUGCAGGGAGCUGUUGUCCAAACAGGACCACUAUGACUGGGGCCUGAGAGCCAUCAAAUCCGUGCUGGUGGUGGCAGGGUCAUUGAAGAGGGAGGACAGGAGCAGGCCCGAGGAGCAGGUUCUGAUGCGUGCCCUGAGGGACUUCAACCUACCCAAGAUCGUCACCAGCGAUGUGCCCAUCUUCUUGGGCCUAAUCAGCGAUCUGUUCCCCCUGCUGGACAUUCCACGGAAGAGAAACCCCGAGCUGGAGCGGGCCAUGCGGAGCUCUGUGGCUGAGCUCCACCUGCAGCCAGAGGAGAACUUCAUUCUCAAGGUGGUUCAGCUGGAGGAGUUGCUGGCUGUGAGACACUCUGUGUUUGUAGUAGGGAGUGCAGGGACUGGGAAGAGCCAGAUCCUGAAGACCUUGCACAAGACCUACACCAACAUGAACAUGAAGCCGGUAUGGAACGACAUCAACCCUAAAGCAGUUACCACAGAUGAGCUCUUUGGCUUCCUCCACCCGACCACCAGAGAGUGGAAGGAUGGCCUUUUUUCUUCCACCAUGAGAGAGCUCUCCAGGAUGUCUCAUGAUGGCCCCAAAUGGAUUGUUCUGGAUGGAGACAUUGAUCCAAUGUGGAUUGAGUCUUUAAACACAGUCAUGGAUGACAACAAGGUCCUCACUCUGGCCAGCAACGAGCGUAUCUCCCUCACACCAUCCAUGAGGCUUGUCUUUGAGAUCAGCCACCUCCGCGCUGCCACACCCGCCACAGUGUCCAGAGCUGGCAUCCUAUAUGUGAACCCACAGGAUCUUGGCUGGAACUCGUAUGUAACGAGCUGGAUUGAUACUCGACACGCUCAAUCAGAAAGAGCUAAUCUGACUAUAUUGUUUGACAAGUACGUUCCUUACUGCUUGGAGCAAGUGAGAUGUAAUCUGAAGACAAUUACGCCAAUUCCAGAAAACAGUAUGGUGCAGACCCUGUGCUCUCUGCUGGACUGCCUGCUCACACCAGACAACACACCUCCAGACUCUCCCAGGGAACUGUACGAGCUCUACUUUGUCUUUGCCUGUGUCUGGGCUUUUGGGGGAGCACUCUUCCAAGACCACCUCAUUGACUACCGUGCCCAGUUCAGCCGCUGGUGGGCAAAGGAGAUGAGGGCUGUAAAAUUCCCUUCCCAGGGCACCGUCUUUGACUAUUUCAUUGACUCCGAAACCAAGAAGUUCACCCCCUGGAGUGAGAAGAUACCAUCCUUUGAGCUGGAACCUGACAUUCCCCUACAGAUGGUCCUCGUCCACUCAGCAGAGACGAUCUGCUUGACUUACUUCAUAGACCUCCUGCUGCAGAAGGGCAAGCCGGUGAUGCUGGUUGGAAAUGCCGGGGUGGGCAAGACCAUCCUGGUGUCAGACAAGGUGUCCAGGAUGGCAGAGGACUAUAUGGUGGCCAAAGUGCCCUUCAACUACUAUACCACCUCUGCGAUGCUGCAACGUAUCCUGGAAAAGCCACUGGAAAAAAAGGCAGGAAGGAAUUUUGCACCUCCUGGUGCUAAACGACUGAUUUACUUCAUUGAUGACUUGAACAUGCCGGAGGUGGACACCUAUGGUACGGUCCAGCCCCACACGCUCAUACGGCAGCAUCUGGAUUACAGCCAUUGGUAUGACAGACAGAAGCUGGCCUUAAAGGAGAUCCACAACUGCCAGUAUAUCACCUGUAUGAACCCAACAGCUGGCAGCUUCACAGUUAAUCCCAGGCUGCAGAGGCAUUUCUCUGUGUUUGCCGUUCACUUCCCAGGUAUAGAGGCACUCUCCACUAUCUACAGCAGCAUCCUGAGUGCCCACUUCCAGCUGGGGGGCUUCAGCUAUGGGGUCACUAAAUCCGUGGGCAGCCUUGUCCAGGCAGCGAUAUGCCUGCACCAAAAGAUGACCCAGAAUUUCCUGCCCACCGCUAUCCGUUUCCACUACAUCUUCAACCUGCGGGACCUCUCUAACAUAUUUCAGGGCAUCCUGUUUGGUCUUCCUGAGUGUUUACGAUACCCCAUCGACCUGGUCCACUUAUGGCUGCAUGAGUCCUCCAGGGUGUAUUCGGACAAACUGAUGGAGGAGAAGGACGUAGAGCUCUUCAAUAAAAUCCUCCUGGACACUGGCAAGAGGUACUUUGAGGGAAUAGACGAAUCCAUCUUCAUCCACCAACCACUUAUCUACUGCCAUUUUGCCCACGGGCUUGGAGAACCACGCUACUUCCGAGUGUCUGACUGGGAGCGGCUGCACAAGACGCUGACAGAAGCUCUGGAGCACUACAACGAGCUGCAUGCCACGAUGGAUCUUGUGCUCUUUGAGGAGGCCAUUCAGCACAUCUGUCGUAUCAGCCGCAUCUUGGAGGCACCUCAUGGCAACGCUCUCCUGAUCGGCGUGGGAGGUAGCGGGAAGCAGAGCUUGUGUCGCCUUGCAGCCUUUCUCAGCCUGCUGGAGGUUUUCCAGAUCACUCUGCGCAAAGGCUACGGCAUCAGUGACCUCCGGAGCGACAUUGCUGCCCUCUACAUCAAGGUAGGGGUGAAGAACAUUGGCACGGUCUUCCUCCACACCGACGCCCAGAUCCCCGACGAGCGUUUCCUGGUGCUUAUUAACGACAUGCUAGCAUCAGGGGACAUUCCGGAUCUGUUCAGCGAAGAAGAGGUGGACAUGGUGAUUUCCUCCAUCCGUACAGAGCUCCGGGGAAUGGGUCUCUUGGACACGAGGGAGAACUGCUGGCAAUUCUUCAUAGAGCGAAUUCGCAGACAGCUCAAGGUGGUAUUGUGCUUCUCCCCUGUGGGCUUCACCCUGAGGACCCGAGCGAGAAAGUUCCCGGCCCUGGUCAACUGCACUGCCAUCAACUGGUUCCACUCGUGGCCCCAGCUAGCCCUGCAGUCUGUCAGUAGCACAUUCAUUGAGAAGAUCGAUGGAUUGGAGCCUGAAGUCAGAGCUUCCAUUAGCAAGUUCAUCUCGUACUCCCAUACCAGCGUGAACGAGGUGAGCAUCAAGUACCAGCAGAACGAGAAGCACUACAACUACACAACUCCCAAGAGUUUCCUGGAGUUCAUGAAGCUGUAUGACAACCUGCUGGCCAAGAAGAGGAGGGAGCUGAGCCAAAAGAUGGAGAGGCUGGAGAAUGGCCUGCAGAAACUGCUAUCCACAGCCUCCCAGGUGGAGGAUCUGAAAGCCAAGCUGGCCAUCCAGGAAGUGGAGCUGAACCAGAGGAACUCGGACACAGAAGCACUCAUCGCCAAGAUCGGCCAGCAGACGGAGAAGCUCAACCAGGAGAAGGCUGUGGCCGAUGCUGAAGAACAGAGGGUGGCAGCCAUCCAGGCUGAGGUCACAAAGCAGCAGCAAGAGACAGAGAACGACCUAGCCAAGGCAGAACCUGCCCUCCAAGCCGCAAACGCAGCACUGAACACUCUGAACCGGCUGAACCUCACAGAGCUACGCACAUUUCCCAACCCUCCGGCCAUCGUGACCAACGUGGCGGCUGCCGUGCUGGUCCUGCUUGCUCCGCCAGGUCGCAUUCCCAAGGACCGCAGCUGGAAAGCGGCCAAGAUGUACAUGAGCAAGGUGGACGACUUCCUUCAGGCUCUGGUGAACUUUGACAAGGAGCACAUCCCGGAGGCCACAGUCAGAGUAGUGAAGGACGAAUACCUAAGCGACCCCGAGUUCAACCCGGAGUUUGUGCGGCUCAAGUCCUCAGCGGCUGCAGGGCUGUGUGCCUGGGUCAUAAACAUUAUUCGCUUCCAUGAGGUGCUCUGCGAGGUGGAGUUCAAGCGCCAGUCCCUGCUCCAGGCCAGUGCCGAUCUGGUGGAGGCGGCAGAGAAGCUCGAGGCAAUCCGUAGGAAGCUGGCGGAGCUGGACGGCAGUUUGGAAGCUUUGACGGCAGCCUUUGAGAAAGCCACAUCAGAGAAGCUGCGCUGUCAAGAUGAGGUCAACAGGACCAACAAGACCAUUGAGCUGGCCAACCGCCUGGUGAAAGGUCUUGAGUCUGAGAAUGUGCGCUGGGGCCACUCCAUGGCUCAGUACCACGAGCAGGAGAAAACACUGUGUGGAGACGUGCUCCUGACGGCCGCCUUCGUCUCCUAUGCUGGCUCCUUCUCCAAGAGGUAUCGCCAUGAGCUGCUGGAGAACCUGUGGAUGCCAUUCCUCCGAAAUCAGAAGAUCUCCAUCCCCAUGACAGAGGGUCUUGACCCUGUGUGCAUGCUGACAGAUGAUGCCACUGUGGCCAAGUGGAACAACGAAGGCCUGCCCGGUGACAGAAUGUCCACGCAGAAUGCCACCAUCCUCACCAACUGUGAACGAUGGCCCCUCCUCAUUGACCCCCAGCUGCAGGGUGUCAAGUGGAUAAAGAGUCGCUACGGCGCUAACCUCAGAGUAGUUAGCCUGGGGCAGAAAGGGUAUGUUGAUGUCAUAGAACAAGCAGUGGUCACAGGAUAUCCUGUUCUCAUUGAAAACCUUGAGGAGGCCAUCGACCCAGUGAUUGACCCACUGCUGGGGAGACACACUAUCAAGAAAGGAAGGUAUAUCAAGGUAGGGGACAAGGAGUGCUACUUCCAUCCAGACUUCCGGCUCAUCUUGCACACCAAGCUGGCUAACCCACAUUACAAGCCUGAGAUCCAGGCCCAGACCACCCUCAUCAACUUCACAGUGACCAGAGAUGGCCUGGAAGACCAGCUCUUGGCCGAGGUGGUCAACCUGGAGAGGCCUGAUCUGGAACAGUUGAAGUCGGAUCUGACCAAGCAGCAAAACUCCUUUAAGAUCGAACUGAAGCUGUUGGAAGAUGAGUUGCUGACUCGCCUCUCAGCUGCAGAGAGCAACUUCCUAGGAGACAAUCUGCUGGUGGAGAAGCUGGAGACUACCAAGCACACAGCAGCUGAGAUUGAGAUGAAAGUCCUGGAGGCAAAAGUUAAUGAAGUAAAAAUUAAUGAGGCACGUGAACACUACCGUCCUGUGGCUGUAAGAGCUUCCCUGCUCUACUUCAUAAUGAAUGACCUCCAUAAAAUCAAUCCAAUGUACCAGUUCUCACUUAAGGCAUUUAAUGUGGUGUUUCACAAGGCCGUGAGCCAGGCCGAGCCCUCCAGCGAUGUCAAGAAGAGGGUGGAUGCCCUCAUCAACUGCGUCACCUUCUCUACCUUCAACUACAUCAGCCGCGGCCUGUUUGAGAGGGACAAGCUAACCUUCAGUGCUCAGCUGGCCUUCCAGCUUUUACUCAUGAAGAGAGAGAUCAAUGUCCGUGAGCUGGAUUUCCUUCUCAGGUUCAAUAUCGACCACAGCUACGUCAGCCCUGUUGACUUCCUGUCCAACUCAGCCUGGAGCGCCAUCAAGGCCAUGAGCUUCACGGAUGAGUUCCGUGGGUUGGACCGAGACAUUGAAGGCUCACCCAACCGCUGGAGGAAGGUUGUGGAGUCAGAGUGUCCAGAAAAGGAAAAACUGCCCCAGGAGUGGAAGACCAAGAGCUCCCUGCAGAGGCUCAUCCUGAUGCGUGCCCUGCGCCCCGACAGAAUGACCUAUGCUGUCAGGAUCUUUGUGGAGGAGAAGCUAGGCGUGCAGUACACAGAGGGUCGCAAGAGUGACUUUGCUAAAUCCUUCAGAGAGAGCGGGCCUGGAUCCCCCAUGUUCUUCAUCCUGUCCCCUGGCGUGGACCCGCUAAAGGACGUGGAGUCCCUGGGUAAGAAGCUGGGGUUCACCAUAGACCUCGGGAAGCUGCACAACGUGUCGCUGGGGCAGGGCCAGGAAGCUGUGGCAGAGGCUGCCAUGGAGAAAGCGUCCAGGGAAGGACACUGGGUUAUUCUGCAGAACAUCCACCUUGUGGCCAGGUGGCUGGGCAGCCUGGAGACCCUGCUGGAGCGCUGUAGUGAGUGCAGCCAUGCCGACUACCGUGUGUUCAUGAGCGCCGAGCCUGCUCCCACACCCCAGGAACACAUCAUCCCCCAGGGCAUCCUGGAGAACUCCAUCAAGAUCACCAAUGAGCCACCCACCGGCAUGCUAGCCAACUUGCAUGCUGCCCUCGACAAUUUUGACCAGGAUAUUUUGGACCGCUGCUCCCGUGAACAGGAGUUCAAGACAAUCCUCUUCUCACUGUGCUACUUCCAUGCAUGCGUAGCAGAGAGGCGCAAGUUUGGGCCCCAGGGCUGGAACCGGAAAUAUCCCUUCAGCACUGGAGACCUCACCAUAUCUGUCAAUGUCCUCUACAAUUACCUGGAAGCAAACUCGCAGGUGCCCUGGGAGGACCUGCGCUAUCUCUUUGGGGAGAUCAUGUACGGGGGCCACAUCACCGAUGACUGGGACCGACGGCUCUGUCGCACCUACCUAGAGGAGUACAUGCAGCCUAACCAGUUUGACAGGAAGAUGGUCCUCGCUCCAGGAUUUGUUGUCCCUUCCAACCUAGAUUACCAGGGUUACCAUAGCUACAUUGAUGAGAUGCUGCCUCAUGAGAGCCCGGCGCAUUAUGGGCUUCACCCCAAUGCAGAGAUCGAGUUCCUGACAGUGACCUCUGACAGUCUUUUCCACACCUUGUUGGAGCUGCAGCCCAGGGACUCCAUCACUGGGGAAGGUACCUCUCACACCAUAGAGGAGAAGGUGAAAACUGUCCUGGAUGACAUUCUGGAGAAACUUCCAGAGGAGUACAAUAUGUCAGAUAUCACCACCAAAACAGCUGAGCGAUCACCCUACAUCCUAGUGUGCUUCCAGGAGUGUGAGCGCAUGAACUUGCUCAUCAACGAGCUCCGUCGCUCACUUAAGGAACUGGACCUGGGGCUCAAGGGUGAGUUGGCAAUUUCCUCGGAGAUGGAGCAACUGCAGACAGCCCUUUUCUUCGAUAAUGUCCCUGACACCUGGACCAAACUGGCGUAUCCCUCGACGUACAGCCUGGCGCAGUGGUACAACGACGUCUUGCUGAGGUGUCGGGAGCUGGACAGCUGGACCCAGGACCUGGCCCUGCCCAGCGUGGUUUGGCUUUCCGGGCUCUUCAACCCACAGUCCUUCCUCACAGCGGUCAUGCAGAGCCUGGCUAGGAAGAACGAAUGGCCCCUAGAUAAGAUGAACCUCACUGUGGAUGUCACCAAGAAAUUCAAGGAGGACUUUAACCAGCCUGCCCGAGAGGGGGCUUACGUCUAUGGACUGUACAUGGAAGGGGCCAGGUGGGACAUCCAGGGAGGGAACAUUGCAGAAGCCAGUCUGAAGGAGCUGACGCCAGCUAUGCCCGUGCUGUCCGUGAGGGCCAUUCCGAAGGACCGCCAAGAGACACGCAACAUCUACGAGUGUCCUGUGUACAAAACAAAGCUCCGUGGCACCACCUAUGUGUGGACCUUCCACCUGAAGACCAAGGAGAGACCUGCCAAGUGGGUUCUGGCAGGUGUGGCUCUACUCCUGAGUGUGUGA